This is a messenger RNA of Pogonomyrmex barbatus (red harvester ant), 1125 nucleotides long. RefSeq lists its product as uncharacterized. Gene Ontology annotation, molecular function: DNA binding. Lineage: Eukaryota; Metazoa; Arthropoda; Insecta; Hymenoptera; Formicidae. The record is from RefSeq and is a predicted model, not a curated record. Gene Ontology annotation, cellular component: transcription regulator complex; nucleus. Gene Ontology annotation, biological process: regulation of transcription by RNA polymerase II.
CGAGACAGAAGAAUCAUGAGGGAUGAGGUGAAGAUGGAUGCGAAUCGACUGAUUGCCGAGGUUUACAAGCGGCCGGCGCUCUGGAACCAAAGACAUAUCUCCUAUCACAAUCGCGAGGUGACCAACCGCGUCUGGAUGGAGAUAGCGGCGAUAUUCAAUCUACCUAAGCCGAUGCUGAAGGCGAAGUGGAAAGGUUUGCGUGACACAUUCCGUGCCGAGUUAAAGAAGGACCAGGUAUACCGCAAAAGCAAAUUCCACCGAAAUCGGCCGGUAUGGAUCCAUUUCAAGAGCCUCCAAUUCCUCAAGGAGCAGAUGUUGCCACGACCACCGAUAUGGGAGCGCAGUGUCGCGAAGACGGAAGACGAACUGCAGCCGAGCGAGGGCGAAGGUGAAAAUGGCAUUCCGACUUCCGGUAUUGACGGCGGUCUCGACGAUCGGGAUGCGAUCGCCGAUCAUCUGCUAUCGAUGGCCAGCGAUAGUAACGUCGGUCAUCAUCACCACCACCAUCAUCAUCAUCACCACCAGCUCAAGCUGGAUAACGGUGACGGUCGGCGCGGCACGGUAGAUGUGAAACGCGAGCCCGAGGAAAACUUUGACAACUUGGAGUUUCAGAGCGUUACCGAUAAUCUGGCAGAGAACGAGAUGAUGCUGCAGAAUAUCUCGCCCGAACAGGUCUUAAUGAGCGAUAGUGAUACCGGCGUCGGCCUUGCCGGUGUCGAUCCACUCGAGGGCAAUCGCUUUGAUGACAAUUACUAUUUCCUGAUGAGCCUAUUACCGCAUAUCAGGACUCUACCGGCCGACCGCAGGAUGCUGCUUAGGAUGCAGAUGCAGGAACUCGUUUAUAAGGAAGUUUACAAGAAGACCACUGAUAGCGAACAAACAGCAAAGACUUAACUGUCAGCAUUAAUUUUCGAAUCUCCUGUUUUCUCGCUGCAACCAUAUUACGUCGCGAUAACAAACACAAGAAAUCACGUGAAUUUUCUGUUUAUGCUAUACAUCGAAAUAAGUUAGUUUUUUUUCUCAUAUGCCAUUAUUUACGUUCAGAAUGGUUGCACGAAAAAACAGUAGUUUCGUAUUACUUUUUGAAUUUGAGAAAUAAAAAAAAAUCUUCAUUUACAUGUAUAU